GUUUCUUUUGCAAUCACUUCUAAAUUCAACUUAACAAUUCAUAUUGAUUCACCGAUUCUGUUAUGUUGAGACAUGUUAAGUGCUUUAGAUUAUUACUGCUAUCUGACGGGAUGUGUCAGAUGGUUUGUUUUUAUUAAUAGCGGUAUUUAUGGAUCUGAAUGAAAGCAGACACACGACUUCUGUGGUGCAUAUGAGACUGUAUGGGUGGGCUCAGCAGCCCUCAGGAGCACGCCCAGAUAUAUAAAGUAGAGGAGGAGGAUGAAGGGGUCAGAUCUGCUCUACCUGUGCCGCUAUGCGCGCUCAACACGAGCUGGAUACACCUUGACGGUGGAGCUACAUGUGUCCUUGUUGGAAAUCCAGGCUAUUUCAAACGGACUUCAGGCCUGUUUAAUUGCUGAUAGAUUGACUAUUCAACCUGAAAGCUCAGUUACCUUGGAGCGAAACGAGACAGGACCAUCAUGAGCAGAAGAACACGGCGCUGGAUAUUUCACAUGUUCCUUUGUCUCGGAAUAAUCUACUUGAAAAUGGGGCGAUCCUCCACCGUGCUGGCGCUGGGAGCGAGCAUCAUAUGCAACAAGAUCCCGGGACUGGCGCCCAGGCAGCGCAUCAUCUGUCAGAGUCGGCCGGACGCGCUCAUCGUGAUCGGGCAGGGCGCGCAGAUGGGCAUCAACGAGUGCCAGUUCCAGUUCAAGCACGGCCGCUGGAACUGCUCCGCGCUCGGCGAGAGGACCGUCUUCGGAAAAGAGCUGAAAGUGGGUAUGUUGGAAAUCUCCUCUCGUAUGUCUAAAACAGCAUUUGGGGGAAUCUGUUUGUAA
Messenger RNA from Sinocyclocheilus anshuiensis, 815 nucleotides. Its product is annotated as protein Wnt-7b-like. Gene Ontology annotation, biological process: cell fate commitment; positive regulation of JNK cascade; canonical Wnt signaling pathway. Gene Ontology annotation, molecular function: cytokine activity; frizzled binding. The transcript has 3 exons. The record is from RefSeq and is a predicted model, not a curated record. Gene Ontology annotation, cellular component: extracellular region. Lineage: Eukaryota; Metazoa; Chordata; Actinopteri; Cypriniformes; Cyprinidae. The coding region runs from base 459 to 815 and encodes 118 amino acids.